Messenger RNA from Megalobrama amblycephala (Wuchang bream), 4201 nucleotides. It is a transcript of the gene rbm10, whose product is annotated as RNA binding motif protein 10. Gene Ontology annotation, biological process: mRNA splicing, via spliceosome. Gene Ontology annotation, cellular component: nucleus. Gene Ontology annotation, molecular function: RNA binding. The transcript has 24 exons. The record is from RefSeq and is a predicted model, not a curated record. The coding region runs from base 327 to 3080 and encodes 917 amino acids. Lineage: Eukaryota; Metazoa; Chordata; Actinopteri; Cypriniformes; Xenocyprididae.
CACACACACACACACACACACACAGAGCAAGGCUAAUGGAAGAACGCAAGUACAUAUCAAGUGUGCCAUUUCAGACAGAGCCUGAAUCUGCUGCCCAUGUGAUCCCAACAUGCAGCUUUUUCAGCAUCAGUGUGCUUUAAGCCAAUCAGCUUGAGAGUUCUUUCCCCGCCUACCGGACUGAGGCCAUCUUACACUGUGCUUUGCUGUGAGGCGUCAUACGCAUACACUGUAUCAGUUUCAGAGCUUGUGACGCUGCUGGUGUAACAGUGUUGUAAAUGAAGCAGGCAGAGGAAAAAGUGGGCGUUUCUGUCGACUUGCACUGAAGCAUGGAUUAUGAGAGGAGGGGCGGUCGCGGUGACCGAAUGGGUCGCUAUGGGAAAGAGUCUGAUGAUCACGACUACAGGGACAUGGACUAUCGUGGCUAUGGACAAGAAAAUGGCUUAGGGCUGAAUAGCAGAAUAACAAAUGCAAGGCAGCACGAGCGUGACAAUAGUUUUGAAGGUGUGAGAGACUUUGCCUCAGGCAAAUUCUUGAAUAAUCGCCCUGGAUUCAGCCAAAAGGUGAACCGUGGAUCCAAAGAUAGCCAACUUGAAAAAAGUCUCCUCCAAAGUCCUCCAAAUCAGAACAUCCACUCAAGAUUUCAGCAAGAUGAUAAGGAUUAUGAGUUUGAACCAGAGAUUGAUGCACACGGUAGGGAUAUGCAGACAUUUAGAUCAGGACAGAAGGUGUACCUAGAUGACCAAACGCCAGAUGAAGGUGAAGAAAAUGAGGACAACACCUGGGGCAGAGUUAGAGGACGGCACAAUUCUCAGGGCGAAUACAGUGCUGAAUGGAGAGCUGAGGAAGACAAAUAUACUAGACAUCUUGGGCACAAACAAGGUCUUCCUGACCAAGUCCAAUCAACUAAGGGCAAAAUGAGGGAUGGAAGCUACCAGCAUGCUGUGGAAAUGAGCCAGGAGGAGCCAGAACCCCGUGACCAGGACUACAGGUCUGAUACAGAGCCGGUCCAGAAACCCAGCAACAUUGUCAUGCUGAGAAUGCUCCCACCGAAUGCAACCGUUAAUGAGAUUCGGGCUCGGCUGCAGGAGCAGGGGAUCCAGCCCAGGGAAGUUCGCCUAAUGAGGAACAAGUCUUCAGGUCAGAGCAGAGGAUUCGCCUUCGUCGAGUUUAAUCACUUGCAGGAGGCCAGCCGCUGGAUGGAGACCAACCAGAGAGUGCUCACUAUUUUGGGACAGCGAGUAUCUAUGCACUACAGUGACCCAAAGCCCCGUGCUAAUGAAGACUGGCUCUGCAAUAAGUGUGGAGUUCAGAACUUCAAACGAAGAGAAAAGUGUUUCAAGUGCGGAGUUCCAAAAUCAGAGGCUGAGCUGAAACUGCCUCUGGUGCCAAAGAGUUUACCUUUGGGUCAGUUAAAGGACUCAGCUCAGGGUUUACUGCCCCUUCCCAUCAUAUACCAGACAGCAUCUCCGAUUCUCAACUUAAGUUCCUCGUCCCAGGCUGCUGAGGUUGCCAAUGACACUCUGAUACUACGGAAUCUGGGACCCCAUACAACACUAGAGGCCAUUUUGUCUGCUUUGGCCCCGUUUGCUACUCUCUCCCCUUCAAAUGUACGGCUUAUCAAAGACAAACAGACACAGCUCAACCGAGGGUUUGCUUUCCUGCAGCUCACUACUAUCGUGGAAGCUUCACAGCUGCUUCAGAUCCUCCAGUCCCUGCAGCCUCCUCUCUCUAUCGAUGGCAAGCUCAUCUCUAUAGAGUUUGCCAAGGGCUCCAAACGAGAUGUUUUUCUGGCAGAUGGGAGUCGGGUGAGUGUGGCGACAGUUGCGAGUACAGCUAUAGCUGCAGCUCAGUGGGCCGUCACUCAGACGGCGCAGCUCUCUGGUGCAGCUCCGAGCGGUGAGUUCAGUGUGCACCAGCAGGGGGCAGCAGCUGUGUUUCGGCAAGAGGCCGUGCAGGGUGUCAGUGCAGAGGCGCAACCCUUUAAAGGGCCAGCAGCUUUGAUACUGACUAGCCACACUUCAUUAGGCACUCCUGAUGGAGGAACUACCUCUACAGGAGAAACAGGUGCUACCUCCAUAUUGGCGCUCACAGCAUCCCAGACCCAGCUUGUCACCACGACAACCUCCACACAGGCCAAUCAGGUGGAGAUCAUUGGGAAACCUCAGCCUGCUACCCCAAACCAGCCUGCCACACCUGGAACUGCUCUGGAGUGUCAGCAGUACCCGGAUCCUGACGUGUCCACGUACCAGUAUGAUGAGAGCUCUGGCUAUUAUUAUGACCCUCUUACAGGCCUCUACUAUGACCCAAAUUCACAGUACUAUUAUAAUCCUCAUACGCAGCAGUACAUGUAUUGGGAUGGGGAAAGACACACGUAUGUUCCUGCCUCAUCACAGACGUCCGAUGACACUACAGAUCCUGCGGUCACGGGAGGGACCUCUGACCUUUCAGGUGUUCCCAACAGCAGUAAGGACAAGAAGGACAAGCCCAAGAAUAAGACAGCACAGCAGAUAGCCAAAGACAUGGAGAGGUGGGCCAAAAGUCUGAACAGGCAGAAAGAGAAUGGCCGAUCGUCCUCGUCAUCCUCGUUGAGUACAAGCUCUCGAUUGAUGGCACAGGGUAGAUCCGAUGACAGGCGGGAAUCUGCCAGCGCAGAUGCGGGUUAUGCCGUCCUGGAGAUGAAGGGUGCCUUGCUGGAAAGACCUCAGAUUCUGAUGGAACAGAUCACACAUCCAGAAGAAAGAGAAAGUCCUCCUCAGGGUCUGGUGGCAGGCUACAGCGGAGAGACAGACAGUGAGGAGGAGGGCGGAGAGCGAGAGGAGAGACUGACAGACUGGUCUAAACUGGCCUGUUUGCUGUGCAGGAGACAGUUCCCCAGUAAAGAGGCUCUAAUCAGACAUCAGCAGCUUUCUGAGCUACACAGACAAAACCUGGAGCAGAGGAGAGCCAGACCGGGCCAGCCAGAGACACACGAGCGACUCGAAACAGAGCUGAGAUACAGGGACCGGGCAGCAGAAAGGAGGGAAAAAGGGGCCGUCCCACAACAACCAGAUGCAAAAAAGAGGAGAUUCAGCCCUGUGUAAGUGGAAGGAGUGAAGUUGUGAAGACAUUGUACCAUGCAGUGGCAUUGGAUCUCAGAUGUUUCCUGGAAGAAUGGAAAAAGGCUUUUUCUUUCGCAACCUCCCAGUGGAGUAAUGGUGUACUUCUUUGGACUUUCUUCAGUACUAAAUGAAACACCUCAUGUGCACAGUGUUUGUGUACAAAGCAACAAUGCAGCUGCGAGACCAUCAUCAGGGUGUUUAUCAAAGAUUAGAGUGAUGCGGUAAUGUGCAGAAUAUAUUGGAUUCAGGUUCAGGAAAAACCCUCAGGAUCCUUAAAAAAACACUAUACAGCACACUGUUACUGUAGAUACAGUCCAACUAUGUGACAUUCUUGUACUUUAGCCUAUUGUCAGCUUCCCAGAAAGCAAUUUGUGAACAUUUGUAGAUGGCAUGAAUUUAUGUAAAAAAAAAAAAAAAAAAAAAAAAGUAUAAUUCUGGGAAGCUGAGAAAAUGAUGUCAGGAUGGAAAACUGGGAUAAUUCAGAAACUAUUUCUUGUAGUUUCUUUCGACUUUUAAUACAUUUUUUGUCCCUUUUUAUAUAUUCUUUGAUGAACAGCCAGUGGCUCUAAGCAGAAGCUUUGCUGAUUUGCCAGUAAGUGUGCUAUGCAUUUUGCAUGUCUUGUAUGACAUGACAGUCUAUGCAGAAAUGACAGACAGCAGGUGUCUGUGAAGACUUGCACAGUAGAUUACUCUUUAGUGAUUAUCUUCAAGAAAAGGCACAGCAGAUGAUUAUGGUUUACUUUAUUAAUUUUUAUUAACCUAAUUUACAGUAUAUAUAUCAUAUGAUUUAUAGGCUGUAUAAGAUUAUAUAAGCUGGUAUACAGUUUUUUAAAUGUGAAUUUAAGGUGGUCAGAGUGAGUUUGUGAGUAUAUGUCCUUAUUAGCACUAAGUGCCGUUGUUUUUUUCUAUUCAUACAUACAAAAUCAUGUAUAUGAUUUUCAAAUACUCAUUUUGCUUAAAUGUUGUCAGAAAAGGGUAAAAAUAUAAUAUGAUUUACAUAGUUUGAUAAAUAUGAUUUAGAAAAUAGUUCCUAAUAAGAAUUAUUUUAUGUGAAUAUAGAACUUAACAUAUGAAUAUUGAUAAUGAGACAAAGCAGAAUUUUG